This is a messenger RNA of Chiroxiphia lanceolata (lance-tailed manakin), 4780 nucleotides long. RefSeq names its product tubulin monoglycylase TTLL3-like. Bases 296 to 3229 code for a protein of 977 amino acids. Lineage: Eukaryota; Metazoa; Chordata; Aves; Passeriformes; Pipridae. The record is from RefSeq and is a predicted model, not a curated record. The transcript is spliced from 10 exons. Gene Ontology annotation, molecular function: protein-glycine ligase activity, initiating. Gene Ontology annotation, cellular component: cilium. Gene Ontology annotation, biological process: cilium assembly; protein polyglycylation; cilium movement.
GGAGGCCAUGCCCUGCGCUGGACACCAGUGGGACCAGGGAAUAGGACGACCUGCUUGGCCUGGAAGACGCAAAGCAACCCACAGCUCCCGUCACCAUCAGGGUGCCAUGGGACAGUGUCACAGAGAGAGCAGCACUGCAGGCCCACAGCCCCACAGCCAGGGGCAGCACCUGAGCAAGUGACACCCCAGCCACCCCUGGGGACAGCAGGCUGGGGACAGGGGCACAGCAGGGCAUCCUGGGGCUGGGCAGUGCAGCUGGGACGCGGGGGUGAAGCUCGGCAGGUCAGGGAAUGCCAUGUCAGGGGCCCCAAGCUCAGCGAGGGAGAGGCAGACAGGUCAGGAUCUUCUCCCCCUCCCUGCCUGCCCAGUGGGGCCUGUGGGCUCCAACGGGGCUCUCCUCACGGAGCAGGUGGCAGCUGCCACCACCGGCCACCACAAUGGGCGCCAGCGCUCGGUUGACGCUGCGCUGCUCAGGAAAGCCAAGCGGCGUGUGGAGAAGGCCAUUAAGGAGAAGAAGAUCUUCGCGGUGCGGGGCCCCUACCCUGUCAUCCGCUCCCUGCUCCGGGCUCGGGGCUGGGUGGAGAGGAAGCUCCCCCGCGAGGGCAGACGGCUGAAGCAGCAGGUUGGCGGCCAAAAGAAACAGCAGCCGGAGACAGAGCCAAGUGAUGAUGGUGAUGAGCAGGGGGAGGCAGUGCUGAACCCACGUGGUGGGGCACAGCCUUCCCUGGGGACCACAGAGCCCCUGCACUACCCAUGGCCACGCAAUGAGGAGGUGGAGGAGGAAAAGGAAGAGGAAGAUGAAGAUUAUGAGGACUCCGAUGAAAUCCAUGACCUCAUGUCCUACCUGGUGCGGGACCAGGUGCCAAACUUCCUGUGGACCAUCCGCCUUAGCUCCAUUGACCAGGAGCUCCUGCAGAGGAUUGAGGUGGUGAACCGCUAUCACUGGGUGCACGCCCUCAGCACCAAGGAGGGGCUGUGCCUCAGCCUGCAAAACCUGCCCUGGUUCGAGCAAGCCGACCCCAACACCUUUUUCCCCCGGUGCUACCGGCUGGGGACCACGGAGGAGCGAGAAGCUUUCAUUGAGGAUUUCCGCCUGACGGCAGCUCGCAGCCUGCUCAAACUGGCUCUGAAGAAGGCUGGGGACAGGCUGGUGGGGAUGGAGCAGCCCCCAAAAUCCAACAAGGGGCCAGAAGGGCCAGGGUCCUCCUUCUCCUCUCCCUCCCGGCUGGCAGAGGAGGCCCUGGAGGUCUGCGAGCAGCACCUGGGUGUCCUAGAGCACCAGGACAUCGACAGGAAGACCCCGUCGCCCUGCAGGACGUGCAUCGACUGGAACUGCUUCCUGCAGGAUUACUACUGCGCGGCACAUGAGGGGGCCGGGCUGGCGCUGAGCGGGGCGCAGCGGGAGCGGUGCCAGGACCUGCUGCGGCGCCUGGCGGAGCAGCUGCCGCAGUUCAGCGUAGAGGGCGAUCUCAACAUCUGGAUCCUCAAGCCCAGCGCCAAAUCCCGAGGCAGGGGGAUCGUCUGCGCGACGCGGCUGGAGGAGGUGCUGCAGCAGGCGCGGGGCUGCACGACCCCCUCGGCGCGGGUGUGCGAGUGGGUGGUGCAGAAGUACGUGGAGCGGCCGCUCACCAUCUUCGGCACCAAAUUCGACAUCCGGCAGUGGUUCCUGGUGACUGAUGGGAAUCCCCUGACCGUCUGGUUCUACCAAGACUGCUACCUGCGCUUCUGCUCCCAGCCCUUCUCCCUGCGCCACCUGGAGCAUUCCAGGCACCUCUGCAACGUCUCCGUCCAGAAGCAGUACAAGGAGUCACCUCACCAGGACCCCCGCGUGCCCCCCAGUAGGGUCUGGUCCAGCCGGCAGUUCCAGGCAUACCUGGCACGGCUGGGGCGGGCGGAUGCUUGGCAUCAGGUGAUGGUGCCCGGCAUGAAGGCAGCGAUACUGAACUCUCUGCGCUGCGCCCAGGACCACAUGAGCUUCCGCAAGGGCAGCUUUGAGCUCUUUGGGGCCGACUUUCUCGUGGGGGAGGACUGCCAGCCCUGGCUGCUGGAGAUCAACUCCUGCCCCACCAUGAGCCCCUCCUCGGCCGUGACCCGACGGCUCUGUGCCAACGUCCAGCGGGACACGCUGCGCCUCGUGCUCGACCGCAAGGACGACCCCAGCUGUCCCACUGGCGCCUUUGAGCUCAUCUACAAGGAGGCAGCUGCGUCCCCGCGUCCGGCUGUGGGGAUAAAUCUGAUGGUCGAAGGCUGUUCCCUGAAGAAGCCCCGGCCAGCAAAGCGUCGAUUACAGGAAAAGCCCCCCACCAGUACAGCCAGUGCCCCCCAGCUCCCCGUGUCCUCAGAGGGCAGAGCCACACAGGCGCCCCAGCCGAGAGUGCCACAGCGGAAGCUGCCUCCUCUGAGGCAACAGAGCAGCUGCUGCAAGCCCAGCUCUGGCCCUGUAGCACCGCCACAGCCCCCGGACUCUGCUGCUGGGAGCCAGGAGCUGCCAUGGCUCCUUCACCUGGUUGUGCAGCCUCAGGAAGCUGAGCCCCAGAAAGCUGCUCAGCCCCAGGCAGCUGAGCCCCAGGCAGUUCUGCCCCCAGUCAGUUGCCAUGCCCUGGAUCGGGUGCCUGUGCCACCGCCCCAGGGAGCCCCCAGCACCCCCCGGCAACCCCCGGACUGUUCUGCCGGGAGCCAGGGGCUGCCAGGGCUCAAUCACCCGCUUGGGCAGCCCCAGGCAGCUCUGCCCCCAGUCAGUAGCCAUCCCCUGGAUGGGGUGCUUCUGCCACCUCUCCGGGGAGCCCCGGGCUGCUCUGCCGGGAGCCAGGAGCUGCCCUGGCUCCUUCACCUGGUCGGGCAGCCCGAGGACGCUCAGCCCCAGGAAGCUCCGCCCCAGGCUGCUUGGCCCCAGGCAGCUCUGCCGCCCAUCAGGGGCUGUCGCCUGGCUAAGGCGCCUGUGCCACCGCCCCGGGGAGCACCCAGGAGCCCCUGGCGACCCCCGGGCUCUGCUCCCUCCUUCCGUCCUGCCAGACCACUGCAUCCACCUCUGCUGGAACAGAGCACAUCAGGUCGCAACAGGACACAGAAGAACUGGGACACAGAGACAUCCCCACGAGGGGACAGCCCCCUCCCCACCCUUGCUGGGGAAACACUGCAGCACCCGGCUCCCUCCCACCCCAACGAGACCCCACUGCUGCGUCACGGGAACCGCCUCAACCCGCACACGGGCCUUAAUACACUGCUGUGACAAGGAGCCUGGCGUGACCUUCUGUGUGCGGGAGGUGUGGGCACAGCUGGGACUGCCCGCGGGAUGGGGGCGUGGGCAAAAACUGGGGCUGCCCGAAGAGACAGGCAGGACCCUGUGGCUCCCCAGUGGUUGUGCUCACCAGGGCUGUGCCUGCUCCUGCUCCCUGAGGCCUCUCUGGGCUGGGCAGUCGUGAUUGUGGCAUGAUUUGUGUGUGAUGGACACAUAUCAGUUGUGUGAUCAGCAUGUGCCAAGUGCAUGAUACAUCAGCUACAGAAAGGCUCUUGUGUUUCUGGCAGAGUUCUGGUGUGGGGAUUAGCUGGGAGAGCUCUCUGCUCUUAGAACCAGUUUCUCAGCUCUCCUCACUGCAAGUACCACAGAGUUCUCCGCACUUGGGAACUCCUGCUGCAUUAAGGUACAGGCCAUUUUCUGCUGGCUAUGUUCACCAGGGCAGCUGUGAGCAGGUGGAAGAGAACUGGAAUGCACAGGGAACAGGCUAACCUGGGCAGCAGCAGGGGCAGUCUCCUACUUGGAAAACAUUUUUGCAUGACUAGUCAACUCAUUCAGGUGCUCAUUCAGUAGCCCAGAGGCAGAAUUGGAGCAGAGAGGCUUGUCUGGAGUCAAGAAGCAUCUUUCAAGGCUGUUCUCAAGGAUGGCAGUGAGGAUGUGUUUAGAGACUCUCCCUUGUGCAUCAGAAGUGGAGUAGGAGUCUGUUACAUGAAGCAACAAUAGCAGCAAAGGAAGAUUUUAGGGAUGUGAAAGCAGAUAUCACAAGGAGAGUCGAGAGAUAAAGCUGCAGAACUUAAAACAGAUGCCAGCAGAAGGAAGGAUGUUGAACAAAAGCUGGAAGCAAGCUGUGAGAGAAGGAAAGAGACUGUGCUAAUGGACUGGUUAUGGAAAAGCUGAGUGAUCAUGUGGUGAAUGGUUUUAAAGGGUACCAAGGGAUAGUCAGAGAGAGAGAGACCUUGGUAACAGAGAGCAAAGCUCCACUCUCCCGAGUGAGAGAUCCUUCUGGGAAGCUGAAUCAGUUGUGUGUCAGAAAAUGUACCGAGAACAAGGAAAUUUGCAGGUAGGAGUUCAAACAGAUUAUGACUCUGACUCAAUCUCUUGAGAUGGGUAGCGCAAGUGAAAAAUAAAUCAAAGGAAGAAACCAAAGCAGAAAGGUUAAGCAGACAAACAGCAGCAACGCUGAAAGGCAAAGGAAAGAUGAACUCUGCACAUGUACACAACCUAAGGCCGGAGGAGCUGUAUGCUACUUUUGGUUCACCAUCAGGCUGUAAUCUAACCUUAGUCACCCUUUGUGAUUUGCUUUGAAGUUCAAGACAUUUGUGAAGCCUUCAAGUAUUGUUUCAAACUAACACAAAUACCUCAGGCUGGCUGCUCUUACCACUCCAGAGUGCUUCACGUACCUCUCCACUGCAGAGCCCAGGCAAUUCCAGUGCUCAUCCCCCAUUCCCUGCAUGUGCUGUUCUAAGUUCCCUUGCAAAACACAUGAAAUUAGUCAGGGCUGGGAAUUGCUGCUGUAGAUACUAUUAGCACACAUUUAUCAGCUCA